Messenger RNA from Candoia aspera, 2578 nucleotides. RefSeq names its product minichromosome maintenance domain containing 2 (gene MCMDC2). The record is from RefSeq and is a predicted model, not a curated record. Bases 530 to 2578 code for a protein of 682 amino acids. NCBI's taxonomy places the organism in Eukaryota, Metazoa, Chordata, Lepidosauria, Squamata, Candoiidae. Gene Ontology annotation, molecular function: single-stranded DNA helicase activity; ATP binding; DNA binding. Gene Ontology annotation, biological process: double-strand break repair via break-induced replication. The transcript has 14 exons.
GGAAGAGUUGACCAAGUGACAUGGAUAGCUGCUGUGGACUGGACCUGCUAUCAGGCUAAUUAUGGCUUUGUUAUGUAAGGAAAGGUAAACCAUGCGGCUGAACCCAAUGCCAUUGCCUAAGCUGAAGGCAAUGUCUUUUAGCACAGAUAAUUAGACCUCUAGGAUAAGUAUUAGUGUGAUGCAAUGCUUCAUAUUUCAAAGGAGAAAAGUGUUUUAUAAUCAGUUUUGAUGAGAAAAUUGAAUUCCAAACAUACUCCACUUGAAAUUAGAGACUUCAUAAGGAACUGGAGUGAAGGUGGUUUCAUUAACAUAUUCUGCAUGACAUUUAGCUUUUCAGGUAUAGUACUCCAAUUUUCUUUAGUAUAGCAAGGGAAUUUAAACAAGAUUUUGUGGUGUUUGAUUAUUCUAAUACAGUUUGCUAAUUUCCUUCUUGUUGCACAUUUAAUUAUCCCAAAAUUGUAUUUUUGAUUCUUCACAGCAACAUACACUUGUAAUCUAAGUAUUUGAUAGAGAAACAAGAUUAGAGUAAAUGAAGUCAAAUCUUCUGAAACUAAAGGAAGCUGCCUUAAUUUAUCUUGACAGGAGUGGUGGUCUUCAGAAAUUUGUUGAUGACUGCAAAUCAUAUUGUGAUGAAUCCAGCCAAGGUUGUGCUGUUUUCCGGUUUUUUAUAUUGGUAAAUCCCUCUGAUAUUACUGAAUUGGAUGCUAUUCUUGGAAAUUAUAUUUUGCAUCAACCUGUGAAGGCUACUCAGAUUUUUCAGUCAGUAUGUUUUACUGCAGUUAAAACAUUGUCAUUAAUUCAACAGAUAGAGACUGAAGCUCAGAUGAAUAUAGUCCUGAAACUAACACAUUUACCUUCCUUGCCAUGUUACAUUCUCAGUCUUUGCAAAUUUCCAUUUGAUUACACUGCUCAGAGGUUUUAUGUGGCAGAGGGAAUUGUGGUUGCAAUGACUACUAUAACAAAGUAUACACAGGGAGCAAGAUUUGUUUGUUCUGAGGAAACAUGUCAGUUUUCUGAAGGGUUUCAGUAUAUAAGAGUACAUACUGCUGGAGCUACAGAAUCUGCAACGCUAAGAAAUGACUUUUUAUGCAGCUUAUGUACAUCACCACUGAAAGAAGACAUGAAAUAUCGAGUACUUGGUGAUAAACAAGUGGUUGAAAUGAUUGACUCUAAAGCAAUUAGUGUGUUCCAAGGAUUUUCCGGAAGUAAAACACAUUUCAGAUUUCAAUCAUUUACAGUGUUUCUAAGAGAUGAAUUAUCCAAUAAAAUGAAAAUGGGAAACCAAUAUAAAGUUAUAGGAAUUCCAGUCUGUAUGCAAAAUUGCUUACAAGCCACAAUUUGUCUUGAAGCCAACAGUAUACAUCUUUCUAAUUCUACAGGGCCUUCUUGUAUCAGUGAAAAAUUUAAGUACCUGCUUUCUUUGACUUCAAAUUCAUGUUGGAAAUUUACAGCACUUCUGGUUGAUAGUUUUGCUUCAAAAGUUCUUCCAUCAGGCAUUUAUAACACUCUGAAAUUGGCCAUACUGUUGAGUUUAGUACAGACUAUUGAUGGCGAUGACACGACAGCCGAUUACUUAGAUCUUCUGGUUAUAACAAAUGACUCUUUUAUAGUGGAGAGAAUUAUGAAUUAUAGUGUAUGCUUUGUGCCCCGGGGCAUUCGGCACUUUCCAUCUGGUGAAGUUUUUCUAACCGUAUCAAAAGAUAAACAUGGGACUGGAACUGCUAGUAUUCAGGCUGGCAGUGCUUUGAUGGCUAAAGGUGGAAUAUGCUUCAUUGGAGAACUGACUUCACAUAAGAAAGAUAAACUUGAACAACUACAAGCAGUACUAGAGAGCAGGACAAUUACUAAAUUCAUUCCAGGAAGGAAAUAUGGAGAAGCUACUGAUCAGCAAGUUACUUUUCCAAUUCAGACAAGUUUCUGGUCAUUUACUGAUAUGGACUCAUCUUUCAAAAAGCAAAUACAAAUGGAUAAUACUGUGAUUGGUCAGCUGGACUUAAGCUUGAUUUCAGCUACUCUUAUAGAUGCAUUUGGACUUUUGAUAUACUGCAAUGAGGCAUCAUGUCGUUCUCCACUUCCUGUUGCAAAUUUCAUUUUUAAAAAAUCUAUCAGUUCAAAAGAGAUUUAUACCCAACAGUUCCAAACCCAAGAUUAUGAGGAAUUCUUCACUUUUUCAAAGAAUUUGCAUGUAGAACUAUGUCCAGAAUCAGAAAGGUUAAUUCAUGGCUACUACCUAGCAAGCCGCAGAGUCAGAAAACAGCUAAUAAAUGGAUCUAAUCUCUCAGCAACUUCACUAAAAAUCUUGAUUUCACUGUCUAAAGCACAUGCUAAGCUGAGUCUAAGGACAAAAGUACUUGAAGAAGAUGUUUUAAUUGCAGUAUUAUUAUUUGAAUCAUCUCUUACUUUAAAAUAUGGUGCUUCUGUAUUUUGUGUGGCGCCUAAUGCACUUUUUCCAUUUGAACUCAAUUCGGAGAACUCCCUGAAUCAAAGGGAUGUUUAUCUGACGGAGUGCCAUCAACAACUGAAACAGUUCAUUGCUACAUAUGGGCCUGUAACGCAUGUUCUCAGCAGUGAGAUAUAA